Brassica napus (rape) is the source of this 724-nucleotide messenger RNA. Its product is annotated as protein EPIDERMAL PATTERNING FACTOR 1. Bases 300 to 608 code for a protein of 102 amino acids. The record is from RefSeq and is a predicted model, not a curated record. The transcript is spliced from 2 exons. NCBI's taxonomy places the organism in Eukaryota, Viridiplantae, Streptophyta, Magnoliopsida, Brassicales, Brassicaceae. Gene Ontology annotation, biological process: guard cell differentiation; stomatal complex development.
UUUGCACAGAGGAAGCUCAUGACAUUCAGCAAAGCAGCACGAACGAAGUUCAUCAAGUUUUUAAUUAGGCUUCGCUUCUUGUGAUUCCUCGAAAAUUUAUAUCAUUUCAUACGUUCGUUCUUGUUUUCAUGUGACUUUACUCUUCUCUACCGUGAGUCUCAUCAAUUUCGUAGAACGCUAUGUUAACGAUCCACGUAUCAUAUAUACACCUUCUUCUCUAGCCGUACGUACCACCACACAUCACUUCAUCCCACUUCCUAACUUAUAUAAUUUUACUACUCAGAUCACAAGAGUAUAUCAUGAAGUCAUUUCUUCUCCUUGUCCUAUUCCUCUCUUUCUUUGUCGGCUCUAUCUUCGCUAGUAGGCAUUUUCCGACGCACCCCUAUCCAAGUCAUAAUAAUCAUCAUGUCGGAAUGAAGCGUCAGAGGAGGCCGGACACGGUGCAGGUGGCAGGGUCUAGGCUGCCGGACUGCUCACACGCGUGUGGCUCAUGCUCCCCAUGCCGUCUUGUGAUGGUUAGCUUUGUGUGUGCAUCUAUAGAGGAGGCUGAGACUUGUCCCAUGGCUUAUAAGUGCAUGUGCAAGAACAAAUCCUACCCCGUCCCAUGAUGAAUGAGCCUCUCUCACACUUAACUCUAUGCAUUCAAACGUUUUGUUUCUUUCCUUUUGCUUCUUCGGAUAAAUGACCAUGUGUAUGUAUAAAAUGCAUCUUUUCCUUUUUUUAA